AUGGAAGGAGGCGCUAACAUCUUUCGAUCCUCACACGAAGUCGUGAGGAGUGCUUCGUUGGACCUCCUCACGGCCACGAAUAAUGGAAAAGUGACGAGUGGGGCUAACAAAGUUGUAAAAGCAGUUCUGAUCCUGACAUUUGCAGCACUUGCUCUCUGGCAGGUGGCGAUCCAGGUAGAAGAAUAUCUGUCCCACCCUAGCCAAACGCUGUACACGAUGGAAACUGCAGACAAGAUCCAGACCCCAGCAUUCACAUUCUGCCCCAAGCCGUCAGUGCGAUCCUCCCCACAGGGCGCCGACGACCUGUCAAUCGAUUUGUCUGCGCAAGGGAGCAGGUCGAGGAACACCACCAUGGCCGAGGAUUUCAAGAAUGUCUCCGUCUCGUUGCUGGACGUGCUCAACUUCUCCCCGAUCCGGCUCAGAGAUGGUAAGAAAACAAUCGAGGAGAAAGUCACAUCCGUCAAGGGGGAAACCGUUCACGUCCUCGAUUCUGGAACCUGGAGAGAGCGAACAUUUUCACUAGCUCAUGAAGGAAACGUUAUCAAUCUACGUGGUCCAUAUUAUUACAAGUGCUUCACCCUGCUACCGGAGAGAAGAGUGGUUGCCGGAUCUGUAUCUUGCUCUAGUACCUCCUUCCUCUUGGAUUUCAGACAAAUCAACACAGCUUUCACGAGUACACCACUAAUCGAAAUGUACAUCCAUGACCGAAAGGAGAAAUUCACCUUCUUGAGCAUGACUUCAGCCAAAUUAUUGCUGCUGCGCAACAAUACCAUGACAAGCAUCUUCAGUCGCCCUGAGAUCAUCCAUCGACAAAGCCGGAUGAAGGACCCCUGCAUUCCGGACGAGGACUACAGCUACUCGAGAUGCAUGGAGAUCUGCUUUUGGGAAAGAUUCUAUUCAAGCCCUGGCGUCCCAUGUGUCGUCCCUUCCCUCUUACCCGUGGAAGCGACUAUCACGAAGCCGGAAUGCCAAAAUGCAGACAGCGAAAUGAACCACACGAGGAGACUGUGGGAAGCCCGUCGAGAACCACUCGUCUCCCAACUGCUGAACGAUUGCGACUGUACAAAAAGAUGCGACACGAUCGAAUACCACAUAUUUCCAGAUCCGACUUCGAUCUGCCAGAGUAUGAGGGAGGGAAUAGCCAUGCUCCACUUCAACUUCCCUUCGAAACUGGUCCCUCACAUCCUGGAGAAGGAGCUGUUGACUUCUCGAGAUCUGCUGGUCAGUAUUGGAGGAAUCGUGGGCAUAUUCCUUUGUGUGUCCCUUUUUACUAUCACAGCCAUCGAUCUGAUUUGCUGCGGAAUUUGCUUCAAGUUACGUCCACGAAGAAAUGGGGUCAUCGACGUUGGCAAGCAAUGA
Molecule: messenger RNA, 1359 nt
Organism: Darwinula stevensoni
Lineage: Eukaryota; Metazoa; Arthropoda; Ostracoda; Podocopida; Darwinulidae
Source: the annotation of a GenBank genome assembly